Mollisia scopiformis is the source of this 1634-nucleotide messenger RNA. RefSeq lists its product as uncharacterized. The record is from RefSeq and is a predicted model, not a curated record. NCBI's taxonomy places the organism in Eukaryota, Fungi, Ascomycota, Leotiomycetes, Helotiales, Mollisiaceae. The transcript has 7 exons. The coding region runs from base 190 to 1317 and encodes 375 amino acids.
CCGCCCAAAUCACGCCGUCACAUUGAAACUUGAACCCUGCCCUCUGGUAACCAGUCAGAGUAGGGUGAAAGUACCCAUAAAAUAAAUCAACAGCCUCGCAGAUAAUUUGUGUUACAGUAAUAAGCUCUAAAGGUGUCUUGACUUGAUUUGUUCGUUUGUGAAAACUUCGACAAAGUUCCUUUACAAGACAUGCAGCCCGAUGUGGGGGUACGGCAACGACACCCUCUAGGACAACCCGUACAAGUAGCGGAGGAGCUCGACACUUCUGGACGCUCUGAGACGACUUUGACAUCGGAAAGCAAUACCUUGGGAGCUUCAGAACCCGCGUCGAAAAGUUGGUCGAUCCUAGGAGCCGGCCGUCAACUUUUGUCGAGACUAACCCAUCCAUUCCACCACCAUGAUUCAGAGCCGCCGUCAAUGAUAUGGCAACAAGAGUAUGAGAAAGUCAAGCAUAGGAAAAUCGAGGAUUCCCCACCAUACAUGCCACGAUUGGCGGCUUUGCAAGAUAGCAACGAUAGCUUUUGUAUCUUUCGCAGAUUCGGUCCCGCAGCAGCCCGUCUCCUAUUGAACAAAGAAAUAGAAUUGGACGAUAUAUCAAAGAAGUUUGACGCCCUCGACCAUGCCGACGAUAGUGAUCCGAACAAAAGAUACAGGUUGAAAGGCAUCGAGCAUCAUGAAAGCUGGGACGAUGAGCAACAGAAGUUAUUGAAGGUACUCGAGGAGAAGCUCAACGUAUAUUAUGAUCUCUUGUUGAAAUAUAGUGAUGUCAGGGAUCUCAAGCCUGCUGGUUUUCGCAACCAUCGAUCUGUUUACAACUAUGUCGUCAGAAAUAGACCGUUGUACGAAAAAGAAGCCGCUUUCCUUCACGACGUCGACGACUUCGUCUCUAUGAAGAGAUCUAGCAGCAAUGAGACCCAUAGCAGAGUUGAACAAUGGCUCGAAUCAUACAUUGCUAGACGACCACGAACUUGGCUUCAUAACUUUCUCAAAAACAGUCCCGAAGGAAGGAAGAGUUCAAAUCAACUUGUUCAUGGCUUUUCUAAGAAUCGCCUUGCGAUACUCGCAAAAGUCGUCGUAGCCUGCUUGGCCAUGUGCACGCUCUUUAUCCCAAUACUCCUGAUGUUUCUGGCAGACCUGACUAGAACCAAGAUGGCCUGUGUUCUGGCAAUCUUCGUAUUUAUCUUCAUGAUUCUGAUGUCGGUUCUCGUUGAUUUGACCCCUCACGACUUUUUCAUCGUCGUCGCAGCUUACUCUGCUGUCUUGGUGGCACUGCUUUCCAAUCUGACUCAGGGCUCCGCAUCUAGCGCCUCCAAAUAGGGGAACUUUGCAGAGAGCAGCAUUUUCUGCCAUGGAUUAGGACGGUACGUCUAGGCCUUGCUUCUCCCUGAGUAGGAAAAAUGAUCGAGGCGGCCCUGUUACGGCUAUUGAAAGCUCAGAGAUGUUGAGAGUCUGCACAGAAUCGAGGUCUUUGAGGGUCUAGCGUUGAAAAAUCUGAUCGUUGACCGCCUUCGCUGGAAGGCGUCCAGCAUCUCGGUCCUGGCUUUGUCAUUAUGUCACGGUUAUGGAGUAUAAAAGUCAUGAUGUUUUCGGACUUUGUCAAAGUCUUUUGAUAUUAGAUUCCUGGAUACUUGAGG